Messenger RNA from Larimichthys crocea (large yellow croaker), 882 nucleotides. RefSeq lists its product as uncharacterized. Lineage: Eukaryota; Metazoa; Chordata; Actinopteri; Sciaenidae. The record is from RefSeq and is a predicted model, not a curated record. The transcript is spliced from 3 exons. Bases 144 to 596 code for a protein of 150 amino acids.
GGACAGCUAAAAAAACAGAGGGUCCUCGGUUGAGGGACCUCGCGGACAAGUAAACAAAAAAAAGAUGUUGCGCUAAUUAACAUAAAAUCAUCGAUUUAUCUGAAUUAAUCCAAUAAUAGCGUCGUGUGAUCGAUUACAAAGCGAUGGCGGAGGAUAACGAGCUGGAAAAGCGAGCAGUGGAGGAGCUCCUCAGGGAGACUGACAGGGCUCGGGUCAGAGCAGAGACCAUGGGCCCCACAGGAUGGUUGAAGUGUCCUCUGCACAGCACCAACAAGCGUUUCCUCCUCAACACGCUGCGCUCCACCGGCCUGCAGCGGCGCACCGGUGAGCCCAGAGACGGACACUCCACCACGAGAGGGCGUCUGAAGAGAGACUCCCCGGACAGAAGCCGAGACCGCAGCAGAACACCUCCCAGAGAUCACAGGAGCAAUGGAGGCCACACCGCGGAUCAUAAACACCAUCAGAGGGACAGCUGCAAUAACAAAGAUAAGAAGCAGGAUAGAGACAGAGAGAGGACUUACAGGAACAAAGACAACAGAGACCGGAGACAUGGGAGGGAUGGUGAGAACAGAGACAAAGACAGACUUCAUGAGUAAAGACUUGUGUCCACAGGAGGAACACUGCUUCUUUUACAAAGGCCACACCUUCUCCAGGGAGCAGGGGAGGUGGACACUCCUGAGACUGCUCUCUGACCAGCUCACAGAGCUGCUGGCAGGCUCAAAGACCUGAGCGGGAUGGCUGGCAGAUAAGACAUUAAUAGGAGGAGGGUGGAGGAGCUGUCUUAAAUGAUAGACAGCUACAACUGUUACAACUACUCUUUAAUUCCUUUUUUUAAAAGUCUGAUUUUCUACAGAAAUUGGAGUGAAUAAACUCCUCACAUGA